Molecule: messenger RNA, 1100 nt
Organism: Helicoverpa armigera (cotton bollworm)
Lineage: Eukaryota; Metazoa; Arthropoda; Insecta; Lepidoptera; Noctuidae
Gene: Tfb4
Product: general transcription factor IIH subunit 3
Exons: 9
Coding region: 147-1022 (291 amino acids)
Biological process (GO): nucleotide-excision repair; regulation of DNA-templated transcription
Cellular component (GO): transcription factor TFIIH core complex; transcription factor TFIIH holo complex
Source: RefSeq, a predicted model, not a curated record
UCAAACUUGCAUAUCCUUCAUUGUUUGUUGUUAAACGCAUAGAAAUAGUUUUUAAACAUAAUUAUAUUUGCAAGAAACGACUAAUAAAAGAAACCGUGAUUAAAUAAACAAAAUUUUUAAUAAAUUCUGAAGUACAAACUUACAAAAUGGCUGACGAUGAUGGUCCCUCAGAUAGUAGCCUUUUAGUUAUAAUAGUGGACACAAAUCCAAACCAGAGGUAUAUUACGGAGGACCCAAAAGUGCUGACUAACUGCCUAGAUGCUGUCAUAGCGUUUGCCAACUCUCAUCUCAUGCAGAAGUCGAGGAAUGAACUGGCCGUUAUCGGAUGCCAUUUUCAUAAGAGUGAAUACCUGUAUCCAUCUCCUGGCAAACCUUUGGAUGUUAGACAAAUAGAUGGCCAGUAUGAGCUGUUUACAUUAGUUGAGAAAACUAUUAAAAUGAGAUUGGUAAAUCUAAUAAAGAGUCAGCCACAGGAUGAUAAGCCGGGAGAAUCACUGCUGGCCGGUGCAGUCGCUAUGGCUCUCUGCUUUAUAGCUAAGAUUCGUCGUGAAGCGCCGCCCGGCCUGCGUCUGACAAGUCGUAUAUUAAUAGUGACGGGUAGCAGUGACACGGCCGCUCAGUACAUCAACUAUAUGAAUGUUUUCUUCACUGCACAGAAACAGCAAGUACUAAUAGAUGUGUGCUCGCUAGACAAGCACUUAAGUUUGUUACAACAAGGCUGUGACAUCACCGGAGGCCUGUAUCUCAAAGUACCCUCACUUGAAGGACUGCUCCAGUAUUUAUUGUGGGUGUUUCUCCCGGAGUCUUCAGAGCGUACAAAGCUGGUGCUACCCGGUCGUGGCCGCGUGGACUACCGCGCCGCAUGCUUCUGUCACAGAGAACUGCUCACUAUAGGAUAUGUGUGCUCUGUGUGUCUCAGUGUGUUCUGCAAGUUCAGUCCUAUUUGUACAACUUGUCAUACGGUGUUCAAGAUUGGCGGUCCAUUACCCAUUAAACCGAAGAAGAAGAAAAUGAAGGUUUAGUGUGAUCAGUGAUAAUCCGUUUGUAUGCCCUUACUGUAAAUAUAAAUAUAGGUAUAUAAGAUUUUUUUAAUAUAAAAU